AUGGCUGAUGCUGUUGUUUCCUUCUUUCUUGGAAAAUUGGGGAAGCAACUCUCACAAGAAGCGCAGCUCCUCUCUGGAGUUGAAGACAACGUAGCAUGGAUCAAAGCCGAGCUUCAAUCCAUGAAAUCCUUCCUGAAAGAUGCUGACCAUCGAAGAGAGAGGGAUGCCGGUGCAGAGGCUUGGAUUAUGCAAGUCCGGCGGUUAGUCUUCAACACUGAAGAUGCUGUGGACGAGCACAUGAUCGAAACAGAGGUGCAUCUGUCUCAGGGACCGAUACAUGGGCUGUCUAGUUUUUCAUGCUUGCUUUGUCAAGCACAUGAUAGCUCAGCAUCUAUUCAGUACUCGGAUGCAAAGGAUUAG
This is a messenger RNA of Magnolia sinica, 360 nucleotides long. Its product is annotated as putative disease resistance protein At1g58400. NCBI's taxonomy places the organism in Eukaryota, Viridiplantae, Streptophyta, Magnoliopsida, Magnoliales, Magnoliaceae. Bases 1 to 360 code for a protein of 119 amino acids. The record is from RefSeq and is a predicted model, not a curated record. The transcript has a single exon.